This is a messenger RNA of Rhodamnia argentea, 594 nucleotides long. RefSeq lists its product as uncharacterized. The transcript has 2 exons. Bases 49 to 477 code for a protein of 142 amino acids. Lineage: Eukaryota; Viridiplantae; Streptophyta; Magnoliopsida; Myrtales; Myrtaceae. The record is from RefSeq and is a predicted model, not a curated record.
CGAGUGGCUUAAUGUUAAGGAGCUUUUUAGGAUGUAGCUUUCGGUGUUAUGAACAGUUUGAAGUCAGUCACGGUAGGUUUCUCCAAUGAUAUUGCUAACAAACGUGGACCCGAUAAUGCCAACUCGAGCAAUUUGCACAAACUCUUCCAAAAUCUGCCCAAAAUUCAGAGUCUCAAGCUUGAAAAUUACUCUCUGAAGAAUCGUGCCAAGGAUCAACAGACUACAAGGAUCGGGACAAUGGCCGACUUUUGGGAAGACCACCGUGCGUGUUGCCUAGAACAAGCCCAAGUUGUAUCAAUGGGCAGCAUUUCUGGCAGUGAGCUAGAGCUGGAAUUGAUGAAGUUUAUGCUUACUAGCCCGCCGAAACUACAAACGAUGACGAUCCGGCCAAAUUCCACAUGUGAAGAAGGCAAGUUGCUCAGGGAAUUGUUGCGGUCUCAACGAGCCUCAACGCAAGCAGAGGUGAUCUUUACCUGAUCCUGUUGAUCCGGCAGCCAACCCACGUUAAGAUUGAAUUACGCAUAGGAGUAACAGCCACUGCAAUUGUUUUGCUAUGCUGUGUUGAACUUGAAUAUACUGUUAAAGAGUUCUUUU